Molecule: messenger RNA, 1968 nt
Organism: Zygotorulaspora mrakii
Lineage: Eukaryota; Fungi; Ascomycota; Saccharomycetes; Saccharomycetales; Saccharomycetaceae
Gene: RNA14
Product: cleavage polyadenylation factor subunit RNA14
Exons: 1
Coding region: 1-1968 (655 amino acids)
Biological process (GO): mRNA 3'-end processing
Cellular component (GO): nucleus
Molecular function (GO): protein binding; mRNA binding
Source: RefSeq, a predicted model, not a curated record
AUGUCAAUUAGCGGAACACCAGAGCUUUCAGAAGGGGCUAAUAACAAGUCAUUAACGCCGCCUACCUCAGGCUCUACUAGAGAUCCAAGCGACGUGGAGGGAACUUUACAUGAUAAGAUUGCUUCUGAUCCUUGUAAUAUUCUUGUCUAUCUGGAAUUGGUCCAGCGGUACGAGUCGAAAGACGCAUACGAUGAGUCUCGUAAGGUUUACGAAGAGCUGCACAAGCGAUUUCCCCUCUACUCGCCUCUAUGGACGUUGCAACUGAGAGGCGAGCUGCAAAGAGAUGAAUUUGAGACUGUCGAAAAACUUCUAUCCCAAUGUCUCUCAGGAGAAUAUGCUAAUAACGAUAUAGCGUUAUGGUCUACUUACUUAGAUUAUGUGCGUCGUAGAAAUAAUCUGAUUACUGGAGGACAGGAAGCGAGAGCAGUAGUUCUGAAAGCAUUUGAUUUAGUUGUGGAAAAAUGUGGCAUCUUUGAACCACGUUCUUCCCAUUUUUGGACUGAUUACCUAAGCUUCUUGGAACAGUGGAAACCUGUUAACAAAUGGGAAGAGCAACAACGGUUAGAUAUGCAAAGAAAACUUUAUAAGAAGAUGUUAUGUGUGCCGUUUGAAAACAUAGAGAAGAUGUGGAACAAAUAUACACAGUGGGAACAGGAGGUAAAUUCAUUAACUGCGAGAAAAUUCAUUGGUGAGUUGUCUGCCGAUUAUAUGAAAGCCCGUUCGGUAUACCAAGAGUGGUCUCUUUUGACAAAGGGGCUAAAGCGAUCAAUUCCAUCAAGCUUGAAUACUGCCAACAAGAAUACGAUUCCACAAUCAGCAGAGUUCUUUGAUCCUGCCCAAUUACAAAUAUGGCUCAAAUGGAUUAGAUGGGAGAAGAAAAAUAAACUUGAGUUACCAGAAGAAGUUUUGAAGGCAAGAAUAAUAUACGUUUACAAACAGGGUAUUCAGCAUAUGUUAUUUUCGGCUGAAAUGUGGUACGAUUACGCUAUGUAUAUUACGGACGUUUCUGAACGUCAACAGAUACUAUAUACAGCGGUCUUGGCUAAUCCUUCUUCACCUUCACUCACAUUCAAACUUGCAGAAUGUUAUGAGGUGAAUAACAAUUUUGAAAUAGUGCAGAAGUGUUUCGAGGACUGUGCUCAGAGCUUACUGUCGAAAUAUCAUUUGGCCAUGGUCCGCCAGGACGAAACAUUAAUUUACAAGCAAAGAAAAGAGUUGACAUUUGUUUACUGUGUAUAUAUGAACUCAAUGAAAAGGCUAUCGGGGUUAUCAGCUGCUAGGUCUGUGUUUGGUAAAUGCCGGAAAUUGAAAAAUAUUCUGACCCACGAUAUUUACAUUGAAAACGCCUACUUAGAAUUCCAAAAUCAAAACGAUUAUAAAACGGCCUGUAAGGUUUUGGGACUGGGAUUGAAAUACUUUCAAACUGACUCAUUGUACAUUAACAAAUAUUUGGACUUUUUAAUAUUAACAAACAGAGAUGCACAGAUAAAAAUUCUCUUUGAGACCUCGGUUGACAAAGUAAAGGACCUGGAGGCUUUGAAAUCCAUUUAUAAAAAAAUGAUAAGCUAUGAAUCAAAAUGCGGCAGUCUGAAUAAUGUGUAUCUACUUGAGAAAAGAUUUUUUGACCGUUUCCCCGAGGAGAAUCAAAUUGAAACUUUCACAGACCGCUAUUUAAUUCAAAAUCAAAAUUUAAUAAAGAAAUUGGAAUUAACCUAUAUGGAUGAUGAACCAUCAUUUUCGGGGGAUACCUCUGACAUAAUUACAAAAUCAUCAAAAAGGUUCCGGGAAAGUCAGGAGUAUAAUCAAGCCAAUAAAAAAGCCAAACAAGGCCCACUCAUCCCGUCAGAAAUUAUUGAUCUUCUUGCUAUACUUCCAAAACGCCAAUACUUCAAAUCCGCUCUAUUGGAUCCGCAAAGUAUGAUAAACUACUUAAACGAACAAGUAGAGCUGCCAAAGGAGGCACAAUAA